This is a messenger RNA of Lachancea nothofagi CBS 11611, 576 nucleotides long. Lineage: Eukaryota; Fungi; Ascomycota; Saccharomycetes; Saccharomycetales; Saccharomycetaceae. The record is from the annotation of a GenBank genome assembly.
AUGUUUGCUAGGUUUCCGUUUAGAGCCUCGAAUCAACUUGCAAAAAAUUGCAGGGUAUGGCGCAGUUCUCGUCCGCUUCGAUUCAACUCCACGGCUACGUUGGAUAGCUUUGUAACACCAUCGGAGAUUAUCAAUGCUCAGAACAGCUUAAACAUAGGCAUCACACAGCGAGCAGCCAACAGACUUGCGCAGAUAUCUCAGGAUUCCGGCGAGGCACUGCGUGUGUGCGUAGAGAGCGGAGGAUGCCACGGCUUCCAGUACCGCCUGACUCUAAUUCCCCGAGACCAGAUAAAGCUAGACGCUUUUAACGCGAGCGACAGCGCAAAGCCUGCCGAUACCCAAGAGAAUGAGGACAGUUUUGAGGAGGACGAUGACGACUUUGAAUCAAAUCAGGAUGUAGUUUUCGUCUUACCUGACAACGGCGGGCAAGUGGUCAUUGACGAAAAGUCUCUAAAGGUGCUCGACAAAACGACUCUAACGUACACUACCGAAUUGAUAGGGUCCACUUUCAAAAUUACAGGGGGCAACAUGAAAAACAGCUGCGGAUGUGGCAGUAGUUUCGAUGUGGAGAUGUAA